AUGACUGAGGUGGCGCAGGUUGCGGCUGUAGUCGCCCACGACAUGGAAGAUGAUGUCACAAAUGAAAGUGAACUCAACAUGAGCGAUGUGGAAAACAAGGAGGAUGAUACGACACAUGAGGAAGAUGAUGUGGCGGUCGACGAAGACAACGCAGCCGAGGAAAACAGCGAGGAAACGUCACAAGUGGAAGACAAAGAGCAUUCCCAAGUGAACGAUGAAGAAAGUAAUGAGACUGACAAGACAUGCGUGAACGGUGUGAAUCAUAAAGAAAACACUGCCGAUGAGAAAAAUGAAAAUGGCGUAGAACAGGACACAGAGACAAAGGAGGAUGCAGACCCUGACACAAAUGAAGACCAGAGUAUUUCUGAACUGAAACUUAAAAAAGAGAGGCUCCUUCGAUCCAGAAAGCUUGUGGCCAGAAGCUACGUGCCAAAGGCGAACAAAGACAAGGGGGAUGUGACGGGCAAGUUUGAGGCCAUGCAGAAGGCCAGAGAGGAGCGCAGCAGGCAGAGGAACACCGAAGAGCAGCAGAAGAGGAAGGAACAAUACGUCAAGGAGAGAGAGUGGAGUCGCAGGAAGCAGCAGAUAAAAGAACUGCUCGCUUCCAGUGAUGAGGAAGAAGAGGUGAAGCCAGUAAAGGUAGAAAAAUCCUACGUCCCUAAAAUCACAGGUAGUGUGAAGGGGAAGUUUGCAGUAAUGGAAAAACAAAGACAAGAGGAGGAAAAGAAGAGGAUGGAAGGAGAGAGGAAGAAGAGGGAAAACCAGGACAACAUGGAAAAAGCCAAAAUAAAGAAGGAGUUGGCUAAGAAAGCAGCUGAGGAUGGAGAUGACACAAUCCUGGUACGGGUGGUUCCAGCAAAGUCCUCCCGACCUCCAGGCAGAAUCAAGGUGAACUUUGAGGACAUGGAGAAGAAUCGAGAGGAGGAAGUGAAGAAGAAGGUAGAGGAAGAGAAGAAGAGACGGUACGAUGAAAACAAACGCUCCUUCAGAGAUGCCAAGCGGUGCUCGGUUGUUCAACAGGAUGAAGAGGAGAAGCCUUCAGAGAGGGUGCAGAUGACUCCUGGGAAACUGAAGAUGACAUUUGAGGAGUUGGAGAUGGAGAGACAGGAGCACAGGAAGAAGCAGGCGGAGGAAGAAGCCAAGCGCCGCCUGAUAGAAGAGAAGAAAGCUUUCGAGGAGGCUAGGCUGGGAAUGGGAGAAGGUGAGGAAGACCCUCAGGCAGCUCAGGAAGACAAGGACGACUUCCGACCUGGAAAACUGAGGUUGAGCUUUGAAGAGGUGGAAAGGCAGAGGGUCGAAGACGAGCGCAAGAAAGCAGAGGAAGAGUACAAGAGACGAAUGGAGGAGGAGAGAAGAGCUUUCGCUGAAGCCAGGAAGAGCAUGCUUGUAGAUGAGGAUGACGAGGUGCUGAUGGCCUUACUGAACCUGGAGGGCAGUGAGCCUGGGAAGAUAUGCGCCAGCUUUGAGGAUCUCAAGCGCCAGAGAAGAGAGGAUGAGCAGAAGAAGGCAGAGGAGGAUGCCAAGAAGAGACUGGAGGAGGAGAAGAGGUUCUUUGCUGAGGCCCGCAAGAGCAUGGUACUAGAUGACGAAGGAGAGAUGGUGAAGAGUGAAUCUCAGGAAGCACUACACCCUAGAAAACUGGAGAUGAACUUUGAAGAGCUGCUCAAAGAAAAGGAGGAAGCUGAGAGGAGACGCAAGGCCGAGGAACGCAAAAAGGAAAGGGAGCAGGAGAAGCAGGAAUUUGAACAACUCAGACAAGAGAUGGGCGAGGAUGAAGUGAAUGAAAGCUCAGAUGUUGUAAGCAAAGAGUAUGAAGAACUGACCAAACUCAAGAGGACGGGCUCCAUUCAGGCCAAGAACCUCAAGUCCAAAUUUGAGAAGAUCAAGCAGCUGACUGAAGAGGAAAUUCAGAAAAAGAUUGAUAUGGAGAGAGCACGGAGGAAGGCCGGGGACGAGGAAAGAGAAACCACUCCAGUUAGGGCCGAAGAGUCACCAUUCAAGCAGAAGGUGGAUAUGAAAGCCAGAUUUCAACAAAUGGCUAAAGCCAGAGAGGAAGAGGAGAGGAGGAGGAUAGAGGAGCAGAAGUUGCAGAGGAUGCAGUUUGAGCAGCAAGAGAUUGAUGCUGCCCUCCAAAAAAAGAAGGACGAUGAUGUGGAGGAAGAGGGCAGCAUCAUCAACGGCUCUGCAGCCUAUGAAGACGAGGAGGACCAUGCCCGAUCGGGGGCUCCGUGGUUUAAAAAGCCCCUUAAAAAUCAAUCAGUGGUGGACUCGGAGCCAGUUCGGUUCACCGUUAAGAUCACAGGGGAGCCCAAGCCGGAGGUGACCUGGUGGUUUGAGGGAGAGAUGCUCCAGGACUGUGAGGACUAUCAGUAUAUAGAGAGAGGAGAGACGUUCUGCCUCUACCUGCCGGAGACCUUCCCAGAGGACGAGGGAGAGUACAUGUGCAAGGCUGUGAACAGCAGAGGCACAGCAGCCAGCACCUGCAUCCUCACAAUAGAAACCUAUGACUACUGAUGCCCUUCCAUGUUCUGGAAACUUUCCCUGUUGUCUCUCACUCCUUUUGUAAAACUUCAUCCCUCGUGGUAUGGUCAAACAGCAGAGGGGAAGGAAAAUAGCAGUAUGCUUGGCAUUCCUAAGGGAGGGAUACACAACACACAAAAAGAUUGCAACAUGUUGUUUACGUUUGUAAAGCUGCACUCCCUGUAGAGUAGGAUGACACUUGUGCCAAAAACAGACUCGAUUCUUGUUCCCAUGCCAAGAGUUAUCUUCGCUGCGAGGCCCUUACGAUAUCUGUGUUACCAGCAACUUUUGAGUAUCUUAGUACUGUAUUGUAAAUAUCACACUUAUAUAUACUAUAUUACUAAAGUCCAUACAUGGCAAACAUUAUGGUUGGGGCACUGAAAUGUAAAACAGUAAGAUGUUCUUGUGUACUAACCUUAAAGAACAAGGUACAGGAAUAUCAGUAAAACAUCUUGCUUCAGUAUUCUAGUACUGCUCCACAACAGUUUUCUGUACUCUUUGCCAUAUUAGUAAAUGGUAUUGUGAUACUUGCCUGGUAUUAUAUCAAGGAGUGACGUCACCUAAUUGGAAAUCCACAGUGAAGGGUGUGUUGAUAAUGAUAUUGCAGGAACAAAACAAUUUGCGUGUACAUUCUUUCCUUCAAUUAAACUCUCUAGGCCAAGAUUAAAUGUUUUUAAACUGCAGCAUUUAAAAAAAAUAAUAAUAUGUUGAUUUUUCAUGAACGAACGCCCCUUUUUCCUUUUUGCGUUAAAUGUAAUACUCUUGAUACAGCUGUCAUAAUUCAGUUGGCAAUAGGUAACUGUUUUAUGGUUUGAUAAUGGAAAAAUAAACAUA
This is a messenger RNA of Anoplopoma fimbria (sablefish), 3354 nucleotides long. It is a transcript of the gene nexn, whose product is annotated as nexilin (F actin binding protein). Gene Ontology annotation, molecular function: cell-cell adhesion mediator activity. The coding region runs from base 1 to 2514 and encodes 837 amino acids. Lineage: Eukaryota; Metazoa; Chordata; Actinopteri; Perciformes; Anoplopomatidae. The transcript is spliced from 13 exons. Gene Ontology annotation, biological process: dendrite self-avoidance; homophilic cell-cell adhesion; axon guidance. Gene Ontology annotation, cellular component: axon; plasma membrane. The record is from RefSeq and is a predicted model, not a curated record.